AAGUAUCUCUCUAAAGCCAAGGAUGAGACGCAAUGUUGGAAAAGAAGCCACACCCAAGCUACGGCUGUUCUCUUAGUGGUUCUUGUGUUGAUGAUGUCGUCACUGCUGUUCAGUUGGACAAACCGUAGCUUCUCCACCACUACAGUUUCACCAUACAUCAGCACGGAGCAGAAGGGGGAGCGAUGAUCUUUUUUAGUCCAUGUCUUGCUAUGUUCCUUCUGACUAUGUUCUCAAAUAUCGGCACUGCUACAUCCCAGUCUUGUAAAGAAUAUAAAACACUUUCUGAUCCAUGCCGCAAUGUUGGAUUUUGCUCCAGCAUUAAUAAUAUGAGUGACAGUGAGCUGAUAGAGGGUUGGUACAUCUUUAGUGGUCUAAGUGGGGACCAAGUAGUCCCUUCCUGCGCACCUGCCCAAAAUAUCACCAAAGGAUCUGUCACAAAUUACAACUUAUUCACAUGUAAUUCAAGCAACAACCCCACCAAUGUUACAAGUUGCGGUGGAUUAACUCUCUACUAUCUCCGACCUAUCAAAGGAAUUUAUUCUACACGCCAUUCAUCCUGCAAUAAUAGUUCUUGUGGACCGAAUGCUUACUGCGGUACUGUUUAUGGCAGCUGCGUGUGUAAUCCUGGCUACGAAUGCUCAAAAAAUGGAUGCAUGGUUAUCCAAGUGUCUGCAGAAUGCAAGAAUGCAAUAUGUGCAAGUAAUUUUCUUGACAAUCUUGAAAAACUCCUAAACAAUUCAGGUCCACUAGAACAGAAGACUGUGGAACAUUAUUUGAACGCAAUAAUGAAUGUUUCAUCCAUCACUGGAAAUUCUACUGACACACAGCUAAUCUCCCUCGGAAAUAAAGUACUGUCUGUUACUGAGAAACUGUUGGUGUCACUAGUGACACCAACGGAGACCCAGAACAGCACAACCAUUACUCUCAGCAAUAUGGAGGGCCAAAUAUAUACAGUUGGAAAUUAUACUAACUUGCUUGAAAUCCCCCGUCUCAACACCAGCAAUUCUUCUCUGGAUAUUGAUCUCAUUGGGAUUUCCAAGCAAAACAACGGAUCAGCUGCUGUGAUCUUUGUGAGCUACAGCAACAUGGACAACAUCCUGAAACCUACCUUCUUCGAACCAAAUUCCGGCACAAAUAAAACCAUGAUGUCCUCUGUGGUGUCAGCAACACUUCCUAAUAUCAUUAGCAUAAACUUCACUAAACCAAUUAAUUUCACCUUUAAUCAUACCCAAGAUUUAGUCCAGGCAGCAAAUCUCUCCUGUGUGUACUGGAAGGAGUCGGUAUGGGUUGAAGAUGGUUGUAGCAUCACAAAGAAUGAGUAUUCCUCAGUGUGCACCUGUACUCACCUGUCUACCUUCGCUCUGAUCAUGCAGUUCAACCCAAACCAGAUACGUAGUGAUGAAUCUGAUGAAUCUGAUGAUCUCAUAGAGAUCAUUAAUAAAGUGCUUGUGUCCGUGGGGCUAUUCUUCCUCUUCCUGACUGUAUUAACUCUUGCUGUUUGCCAGCGAGGCCAAAAAGUGACCAAUGUGGCUUUGCUUAACCUGUCCAUAAGCUUAUUUUCUGCUCACUUGGUUUUUCUGCUCAGAGAACAAUUCCUGAAGAACAUAAAGCUUGAGCUGCUGCUGUGUGAAGUGUUGGCUGGUGUCAUACACUUCUUUUUUUUAUCAGCAUUUGUGUGGAUGCUCAUUGAGGCAGUGUUGCUGUACAUCUUUGUGAAGAACCUUUCACAUUUGGGCUCAAAGCAGACAGAGUUGCUUGACUGGAAAUACAUGAUAGUGAUUGGAUAUGUCAUCCCCCUGGUGUUUGUGGGCUUGUUCUCUGGACUGAUUCCAAAUCCCUACAAUUUUGAAACGUGUUGGAUUAACACUGGUUCCAUCUGGGGAUUUCUCGGUCCUGUGAUUGCCAUCAUUGCUAUCAACUUUCUCCUGUCUUGUGCGAUCUUCGUAAUUCUCCGGCGCGCUUUGUUAAAGCUGGAUAGUUCUGUUUCCAAACUAAAGCACACCCGGACUCUUGUGUUAAAAACCCUGCUCCAGUUUGUCAUUCUUGGCUGUCCCUGGGUUUUAGGUUUCUUCAGUAUGAAAGACCAAACGAUACACAUAGCCUUCAUCUGCUUAAAUUCACAGCAGGGAACCUUUAUUUUUAUCGUUCAUUGUGUCCUCAACCAAGAGAUCAGGCGGCAGUACAGGAAGUGGUGGGAUGACAUACGCCACUGCUCCAAGUACAAGUCCAUGGCAGAAGACCAGACCAGAGCUUCACAUAUACACUCAAAUUAAUAUAAAAACAACAUUAAUGUCUUUUUUAAGGACAAUUUCAUAGUAUGUCACAUGACUGAGGAUUAUUUCAGGAAGACAAAUAUGACAUAUUUUUAAUAGGAUGGCUGAAAGUUACCAGCUGGUUGUGUAUAAAACUUAGAGUUUCACAGCUAGAGCCAGCCACCCGUUAGUGUUGUUAACAUGUUAUUAAUCUACAAAACACAUGAUUAUAUACGAAAUAACUUGCAAACUCAAUACAAUAUUUUCUCUAUGUCAUAGUGAAGUGCAGAAACAUUCACGUGAAGUAUAAAGAAACUCAGAACACUAAAAUCCUAACUGUGUUGUUGUGUUGUUGACUUUAUCCUGACCAAAUUUCAGUAGUCUGCAGUUUGUUUAAAAGAUUUUCAUGUCAUCAUUUUUAAAUACUUACUUAUAUGAAAAAUGUAAUUUUUCUGCUCAGUUUAUUCCUGUACACUAUUCACUGCAUAGGGCAGAAAUGACAAUAAAAAUGCUUCUUGUCUCAUGAA
Messenger RNA from Tachysurus fulvidraco (yellow catfish), 2779 nucleotides. Its product is annotated as adhesion G protein-coupled receptor E3-like. Gene Ontology annotation, cellular component: membrane. The transcript is spliced from 16 exons. Gene Ontology annotation, molecular function: G protein-coupled receptor activity. Gene Ontology annotation, biological process: adenylate cyclase-activating G protein-coupled receptor signaling pathway; cell surface receptor signaling pathway. Lineage: Eukaryota; Metazoa; Chordata; Actinopteri; Siluriformes; Bagridae. The coding region runs from base 183 to 2273 and encodes 696 amino acids. The record is from RefSeq and is a predicted model, not a curated record.